UAGACGGAAAAAACAUUCGUGUUUGGUGCACUAUUUUUCCUAAAUGAAAUAAAAUUGUUGCUUGGAAUAUCAUUGCUUGUUUUAUCUUGGCUUUCGAUUUUAUUAAGUGUCAUUAGAAGACUCUAAUUAUGAGUGAAUUGAGGCAACGCCGUGGUGAUGGUGACGGGAAUGAAAAAGUAGAAGCUGCCGGAGAAUCGGAUCAUGUGGACUCGGAGGAAGAAAAGGUUCUAGAAGAAAAAUAUGUGGACGAAUUGGCUAAGAACUUACCUCAGGGCACCGACAAAACGCCUGAAAUCCUCGACUCGGCCCUUUCUGGAUUAUCUUCGAGAUGGCGGAACUGGGUUAUCAGAGGCAUUUUCACCUGGUUGAUGAUUGCUGCCUUCUGCCUUUUAAUCUAUGGUGGCCCACUGGCUCUGAUGAUCACGGUGCUCUGCGUUCAAGUGAAAUGCUUCGAGGAGAUCAUCAACAUUGGCUACGCUGUGUACCGAGUGCACGGCCUGCCCUGGUUCCGCUCCCUCUCGUGGUACUUCCUACUGACUUCCAACUACUUCUUUUAUGGGGAAAACCUGAUUGACUACUUUGGUGUGGUCAUCAAUAGAACUGACUACCUCCGCUUCCUAGUGACGUACCACCGUUUCAUAUCGUUCAGCUUGUACUGCGUCGGCUUCGUCUGGUUCGUGUUGUCGCUCGUCAAGAGAUACUACAUGCGACAGUUCAGCCUGUUCGCGUGGACUCAUGUAGCGCUCCUGAUCGUCGUCACUCAGAGCUACCUCAUCAUACAGAACAUAUUCGAAGGACUCAUCUGGUUCAUCGUGCCUGUCUCCAUGAUAAUAUGCAACGAUGUGAUGGCUUACGUCUUCGGCUUCUUCUUCGGCAAGACUCCGCUCAUCAAACUUAGCCCCAAGAAGACUUGGGAGGGAUUCAUUGGCGGUGGCGUGUCUACUGUUAUAAUCGGAUUGGUUAUGUCCUACAUGAUGUCUCAGUACCCUUACUUGGUCUGCCCCAUCGAGUAUUCAGAAUCCCUGGGCAAGAUGACCAUGGACUGCGAGCCGUCAUUGCUGUUCCGUCUCCAAGAGUACACGCCGCCGCAGUUCAUGCAGCCACUCAUGAAAGUCAUUGGCAUGGAAAAGUUCAACAUGUACCCAUUCAUGAUCCACUCAUUAGCUCUGAGCACAUUCAGCUCGGUCAUUGGACCUUUCGGAGGAUUCUUCGCUUCUGGCUUCAAGCGUGCGUUCAAGAUCAAGGACUUCGGCGAUGUGAUUCCCGGACACGGUGGGAUAAUGGACCGCUUCGACUGCCAGUUCCUGAUGGCCACCUUCGUCAACGUCUACAUCACGAGCUUCAUCCGCACCGCCACGCCUCAGAAACUAUUGCAGCAGGUCUAUGGUCUGAAACCCGAGCAACAGCUGCAAUUAUUCUACGCCCUGAAGGAGUCUUUGGAGAACAGGAACAUUCUGAACAUGGUACCGUAAGCGUUCCUACCGCAUGACAAGGUAUUAUAUCUUAUUUAUUUAUUUUAUAAAAAAGAAAUUAAAAUAAAUAAAAUUAUAUGACAGAAUUGUAAGUGUGACUGCACACUUGACUGAUAAACGCCGCGUUCGGAAAGAUAUUGUUUGUUGCAACUUUCUCUGCGGUGAGUGCCAAGUUUUGACAUUUUUGCAUAUUUUCUUUUUUUAUUUGUUAUGGAAACUUUUUCUGAUUUAUUAGCCGAGUAUGAAAAGUUGCGAUGUCACUUAGUGCAGAGGUUUUAUAGUUUAUUUCGGUAGGAAUUGAGACUGGUUGAAACUAUUUUCUGAUUUACAUAAUGAUUCAUAAGAAUCUUAUUACUUUCUUGGCGAUUUCCAUCCAUUUAGAUGGUGACUAUAUAAGUAUUGUUUUAUUUUAGUUUUAGUUUUGCGGAAAUUACCGCGUCAAAUGACUGUUUAUCUUUAUAGUUUUGAAAUACAAUUUUUUUUUAUAAGAGGCUUGUUAUGCCUUAUCAAUCUGAUUAGUUUAAUUGCCAACU
Molecule: messenger RNA, 2005 nt
Organism: Amyelois transitella
Lineage: Eukaryota; Metazoa; Arthropoda; Insecta; Lepidoptera; Pyralidae
Gene: Cds
Product: phosphatidate cytidylyltransferase, photoreceptor-specific
Exons: 10
Coding region: 129-1472 (447 amino acids)
Cellular component (GO): endoplasmic reticulum membrane
Molecular function (GO): phosphatidate cytidylyltransferase activity
Source: RefSeq, a predicted model, not a curated record